AUGGCCCCGUGCUCGCUGUGCCCACCCGCCUCACCUCGUCGCGCCCUCCUCCGCCGACCAAAGACCCUCCAGGCCGUCUGCAAAGAGUGCUUCUUCGACGUCUUCGAGACCGAGAUCCACCACACCAUCAUGGGCUACGGCACCGCAGAGCAACUCGACCCCACCCGCCCUGGCCACAAAGCUCGACCUGGCCUCAAGAGCCUCUUCACCCGCGGCGAGAGGGUCGCCAUCGGCGCAUCUGGAGGCAAGGACUCGACCGUGCUCGCCUACAUCAUGACUCUCCUCAACAAGCGCUACGACUACGGCCUCGACCUGUGCCUCCUCUCGAUCGACGAGGGCAUCAGCGGCUACCGCGACGCCUCACUCGACACGGUCAAGCGCAACGCCGAACAGUACGCCCUCCCGCUCAAGAUCCUCAGCUACUCGGAGCUCUACGGCGGGUGGACCAUGGACCGCGUCGUGUCCGAGAUCGGCAAGAAGGGCAACUGCACCUACUGCGGCGUCUUCCGGCGGCAGGCGCUCGACCGAGGCGCCGACUUGCUCGAGGUCGACCACAUCGUGACGGGCCACAACGCCGACGACGUCGCCGAGACGGUCCUCAUGAACGUCCUACGAGGCGACAUCUCGCGCGUCGCACGCUGCACGGCCAUCACGACCGGCGGCGACAAGCAGCCGCAGCGCGACGACGGCCAGGACGACGCCGACCGCCUCGAGUCGCUCCUGCCGCGCACCAUCAAGCGCAGCAAGCCGUUCAAGUACGCCUACGAGAAGGAGAUCGUCAUGUACGCCUACUUCAAGAAACUGGACUACCACUCGACCGAGUGCAUCUACGCGCCCACUGCGUACCGAGGGUACGCCCGUGCGCUCGUCAAGGACCUCGAGGCGAUCCGGCCGAGCGCCAUCGUCGACUUGAUCUACUCGGGCGAGGCGCUCGCCUCGUCGCUCGCGCUCCCCGGUCGACGAGCCGGCGGCGAGUGGGACGCGCAGGCGCUCGUCGACGCCGCGCAGGCGCAGGCGGCAGACGGUGGCGCAGACGCGGCGCAGGCGGCAGCAGCGGUGGCGGGCGUGCUCAAGGGCCGGACGGCGGGCCGCAAAAAGACGGCGCAGGUGCAGCAGUCGUGCGCCCGCUGCGGCUCGAUGACGUCGCAGCGCCUGUGUCAGGCGUGCAUGCUCCUCGAGGGCCUCAACAAGGGCGCCGCCAAGGUCGACGUGCAGCAGCAGGCGGCUUGA
Rhodotorula graminis WP1 is the source of this 1230-nucleotide messenger RNA. RefSeq lists its product as uncharacterized. NCBI's taxonomy places the organism in Eukaryota, Fungi, Basidiomycota, Microbotryomycetes, Sporidiobolales, Sporidiobolaceae. The record is from RefSeq and is a predicted model, not a curated record. Gene Ontology annotation, cellular component: mitochondrion; cytosolic tRNA wobble base thiouridylase complex. The transcript has 8 exons. Gene Ontology annotation, molecular function: tRNA binding. The coding region runs from base 1 to 1230 and encodes 409 amino acids. Gene Ontology annotation, biological process: tRNA wobble position uridine thiolation.